Penicillium macrosclerotiorum is the source of this 2265-nucleotide messenger RNA. RefSeq lists its product as uncharacterized. Gene Ontology annotation, biological process: carbohydrate metabolic process. The record is from RefSeq and is a predicted model, not a curated record. Lineage: Eukaryota; Fungi; Ascomycota; Eurotiomycetes; Eurotiales; Aspergillaceae. The transcript is spliced from 7 exons. Bases 1 to 2265 code for a protein of 754 amino acids.
AUGAGAUUUGUGUUGACCCUGAGCCUGUUGUGGAGCGCUGGGGUGGCAGUGGCGGGUGGUGACGCACCCUUUCACCCACGCUCCAAUGACUCCAAAUGUUCCCGUGCUGCCUCGACCUUGUCUCUCAGUGACCCGCCGUACGACAAUUACUUCUACUCAGACUGUAAUGUCGCGGCACAGGUAGUAGUCACCAGCCCACUCCCAGACAGUAACCUCUCCCUCAUCGGGCCACGUCUGAUCGUCGCCUGGCCCGCCGGUGACAGCGGCAUAGCUACCUUCUAUACGCCGCAAAAUGGCCCCAACGGGACCCUUUCUAUUGAACUCGUGAAUUCUACCGCCGGCCAGCCCCUCGGACCUGUCUAUACCGCAGCAUCCAACGCCUCUGCGUCCCCAAGUGUCGGCGUCCAAGGCGUUGUCCGAUUCAAUGCCUCCGCCACUCUUACUCUACCCAUACUUGGGAGCAUCCGCACGAUUCGUGACUUCGUCGAGGGUGCCAGUAUCCUGUACCCAGAGAUCCAAGAUGCAGUGCACUUUGCCACUUCUUCUGACGGCAGCGUCUCCCUACAACGCCGCUGGCUCGACAACGUCACAACCACCACCCUGACCUUCCAGCCCAUGACUAACGUCUCCAACGCGCGCCUCAUCCUGGCUAAUCGCACCUUGACUUUCACGCCCGGUGACUACCUGUUUUCUGCAGCCAUGGACUACCCGCAGCUGACGACGCUGAAGUCGAGCGCCGUGCUAAACACGGCGUCGAGCAACCUGACGGUGUCAAUGCCGGGCCAGGUGGCGGCGCUGUCGUUCCUGUCUUACUCGCAGAAGCUGCUGGCGGGGGCAUGGCGGUUUUUGACGUAUUUCGGACGCGACUCGAUGAUUUCUGCGCUGUUGUUGGAGCCUGUGCUGAGUUCGGGCAAUGGGAGUGCGAUGGAGGCGGUGAUUGGCGCAGUCCUGGAGAGGAUUAAUCGGACAGAUGGGAGUGUUUGCCAUGAGGAGACUAUUGGUGACUAUGCGACUUGGACGAAUCUGCAGUCGAAUAUUUCGAGCAAUGCUAUGGUUUGCGACUAUAAAAUGAUCGAUUCUGAUUACUACCUUCCUAUCUUGAUGCAGAAGUAUUUCCUCGACAACCCCGUAGGACAGAAAAGGGUUUCGGAUUUCCUCAAUACAUCCGCUGGCUCUAUCAAUGCCGCAAACCAGAACUUGACCUGGGGCAACCUGUCGCUGAUCAAUGCAGAGCGAAUUAUGCGACUUGCGCGGCCUUUUGCAGAGGAGCAAAUCAAAGAAAAUCUCAUCCACUUGAAAGAGGGGCAGGUCGUUGGCGAAUGGAGAGAUAGCGAAUAUGGCAUUGGUGGAGGUCGCAUCCCCUAUGAUGUAAACACAGCUCUUGUUCCGGCGGCCCUUCGUUCUAUUGCCCUGUUGGCUCGCAGCGGUUUCUAUGCGAGUCGACUGCGCUGGGCCACGCUAGCCGACCAAUAUGCUCAGAUCUGGGAAGACAGGACUCUAGAUUUUUUCAUAGUGACCAUUCCGCAGUCUGAUGCACGCGACCUCGUUGCUUCCUACAAGAAUGCAUCUUCCUUUGCAGGCCCAGACCAAUCAUCCGCCAUUGACUCGGAUGUUGUUUACCACGCUCUCGCGCUUGAUGGCUACAAUAAAAUCUCCAAGGUGGAAGUCAUGAAUACGGAUGACUGCUUCCGACAUUUUCUCUUGAACACUACCAACGACGUCCAACUCACCUCAUUCAUGAACAGCUCUGCCAAUAAUAUUCGCCGCGAUUUCCCCGCUGGCCUGAUGACCUCCGUCGGUAUGCUGGUUGCUAACCCCGCCUUCGGCUCUGAUCCGGUCUAUGCGCAGAACUGGACGACGGGAGCCUACCACGGCACAGUUGUGUGGUCGUGGCAACUUGCGAUGAUGGCUAAGGGGCUGGAGCUGCAAAUGGGGCGGUGUGAGGUUACAGCUAACUUUUCUGCGACGGCAAGGAAUGGUAGGGGUAGGACGGGCGUGGUGCAGCCGACGCCAGAAUUUUGCACGGACGAGUCGGUGUGGACCAAUGUAAAAGCCGCGUACAAUGCACUAUGGGAUUCGAUCGAGGCCAACCAGGACCAACUGUCCGGCGAGGUCUGGUCAUGGGUUUAUCGCAACGGCGACUUCCAAGUCACGCCAUUAGGGGUGUUGCCGCCACCGGGCGGCGGGACUCAGACCGAAUCUGAUAUCCGCCAGCUGUGGUCUCUCACCUUCUUGGCAGUCUCGCGAAAUGCGCUUUACAAAUAA